AUGGCGCAAGACCAGCCGGCCGAAGGUUCGGCCCCAACUCCCAAGGCGAGUGAAAAUGGGGACGUAGACACGGAUCUUGCACGACCAGCAGUGCAAGAGCGUCGCGGGUCUGCGUUCCUGAAAUUCCUCUCCUCCUUGAUGGGCUCAAAGAACCCGCUCGCCCAUGCGGCGGAUCCACAGAAGAACACCGUGUGGUUGCUGGAUAACACGGCCUAUCAGCCUGUCUCGGAUACGUCGAAUCAAGGAAACACUGCGCAAUCAUGGCAGGCCGAAUUCGUUGUAUGUAUCUUCGAGGCGGAAGGUCGCAAAGAUGUCGGCAAGCUCGUUGCUGCCAUCGCUGAUCAUAUCGGUAUCGAUGGGGAGUAUGGCCGGGAUGAUCAGGAGACACGCGAGCGUAUUGCGAAGCGUGUACAGCCCUUUCUGGAUCAGGUCUCUCCCGCGCGCACGGUCAAGCUGGAAGUGAUCAUAGAUGGAGUCAAACAGACGCAUUCACUUGGUGGAUCAGACCGUAACGGCAUCAUCAGCCAGAUUGUUGAUCUCGGCGCAUCUGGAGUGACAGAUGGCACGGUUAUCCAUCCACGAGCUCAGAAUUUCAACGAGCCAACGGCGACGAUGGAAACCCACUUCGCCGCACCCGAGGGUUGGAUGGUGAUCUCGGACAUUGACGACACGAUCAAGUGGACGAUGACGCGCGAGCCAACGGGGAUUCUUCGCACGACCUUUGCCGAGGAGCCCGUUCCUAUCGCCGGUAUGCCGGAGUUCUAUCGGCAUGUCCAAGACGAGUUGAAACCGACGUGGUUCUACCUCUCGGCCUCGCCUUACAAUUUGUACCCAUUCCUGCACCAGUUCCUGCACGAGAACUACCUGCCAGGAACGCUUAUCCUGCGUGACUAUUCUUGGAUGGAUAUUAGCGGGCUGAUCAAGUCCUUUACCGAGAAUACUCAGGAGUACAAGGUUGAUGGGAUGGAGAAGAUCCGGAGCUGGUUCCCGCGACGGAGGGUGCUUUGUAUUGGGGAUUCAACACAGAAGGAUCCCGAGGCUUAUGCGGAGAUGUACAACCGUUAUCCCGGGUGGAUUCAUGCUAUCAUUAUACGGAAGGUUACUGAUGUGGAACAUAUGGAAGAGAAGAACAAGCCGGAGAGAUUUGAGGAAGCAUUUAAGAACGUCCCGGCUUCCGUUUGGACCCUCUUUGAGGAUACGAAGGAGCUGUAUGCUUUUGUUGAUGGGCUGGGAAUGGAAGAUCAGGCUUUGUAG
Penicillium cataractarum is the source of this 1254-nucleotide messenger RNA. Its product is annotated as phosphatidate phosphatase App1 family protein. Gene Ontology annotation, cellular component: actin cortical patch. The record is from RefSeq and is a predicted model, not a curated record. The transcript has a single exon. Bases 1 to 1254 code for a protein of 417 amino acids. NCBI's taxonomy places the organism in Eukaryota, Fungi, Ascomycota, Eurotiomycetes, Eurotiales, Aspergillaceae. Gene Ontology annotation, molecular function: phosphatidate phosphatase activity.